Molecule: messenger RNA, 2803 nt
Organism: Oryza sativa Japonica Group (Japanese rice)
Lineage: Eukaryota; Viridiplantae; Streptophyta; Magnoliopsida; Poales; Poaceae
Source: RefSeq, a predicted model, not a curated record
CUCUCUCUCUCUCUCUGAGUUCGUUAGCAAAGCCAACCAAAAAAAACCUAAAAGCAAGGCGAGCCUCGGCAGUGAGAUCGAGAUGGAGAAAGCAAGCAAAGCAAAGGCAGAGGCAGCAAAAGGCGCCCACACCCACUGCCGCUGCCUGCUGCUGCUGCCCCCGGUAAAUUUAAAGAACCCCUCCAAUCAGAGCGAGGCAUCAUCGAUCCCCCUCCCUCUCAUCCUCUCCCUCUCCACCCUCCUCUCCUUCUCUCAUCGAUCCGGCCAAAAGCUACUCAAAUGUUAUCGAUCUCACCAAAAGAGAAGCAAAGAGAAAGAGAGCAUCAAAAGCACAAACACCAAGCCACUCACCACACCUCGCAAUUUACAUGGCUCCUACUAGGUUGUGUAGCUGCUACUAGCUAGCUCAGCUCGGCUCGGCUCGGCUCGCCAUUAAAAUCCCCUUGUUACCGCGCGUUGUUUGGUUGUACCGCGCCAUAUGUUGCCGCCUCCUCCUCGUCGCCGUUGCUUAGAUGGAUACGCUGUUUAGGUUGGUUAGCCUCCAAGCCGCCUCCGAGCAGCAGCAGCAGCAGCAGCAGUCGGCGUCCUACAACUCGAGGAGCACGACGUCGAGCGGGUCCAGGUCGUCGUCGCACCAGACGAACGCGUCCUACAGCUACUACCACCACAGCAGCAACAGCGGCGGCGGCGGCGGAGGCGGCGGAGGGUACUACUACGGCGGCCAGCAGCCGCCGCCGUCGCAGUACUACUACCUGGAGCCGUACCAAGAAGAAUGCGGCAACGCCCCACACCACCAGCUUUACAUGGAUGAAGACUUCUCCUCCUCGUCGUCGUCGAGGCACUUCCACCACGGCGCGCGGGUGCAGCAGCAGCAGCCGCCGGCGUCGUCCACGCCCACGGGGACGGCGCCGACGCCGCCGCUGUCGACCUCGUCCACCGCGGCGGGCGCCGGGCACGGCCUGUUCGAGGCGGCGGACCUGUCGUUCCCGCCGGACCUCAACCUCGACUUCUCGUCCCCGGCGUCGUCGUCCGGCGGCGGGACAGCGUCGUCGGGCGCGGUUGGGGGCGGCGGCGGCGGGAGGUGGGCUAGCCAGCUGCUGCUGGAGUGCGCGCGGUCGGUGGCCGCCCGCGACAGCCAGCGCGUGCAGCAGCUCAUGUGGAUGCUCAACGAGCUCGCGUCGCCGUACGGCGACGUGGAGCAGAAGCUGGCUUCCUACUUCUUGCAGGGGCUGUUCGCUCGGCUCACGGCGUCCGGGCCGCGCACGCUGCGCACGCUCGCCGCGGCGUCCGACCGGAACACGUCGUUCGACUCGACGCGGCGCACGGCGCUGCGGUUCCAGGAGCUCAGCCCCUGGUCCUCGUUUGGGCACGUCGCCGCCAAUGGCGCCAUCCUCGAGUCCUUCCUGGAGGUCGCCGCCGCGGCGUCGUCGGAGACGCAGCGGUUCCACAUCCUCGACCUGAGCAACACGUUCUGCACGCAGUGGCCGACGCUGCUGGAGGCGCUGGCCACGCGGUCCGCCGACGAGACGCCGCACCUCUCGAUCACCACCGUGGUGUCCGCCGCGCCGUCCGCGCCCACGGCGGCGGUGCAGCGCGUCAUGCGGGAGAUCGGGCAGCGCAUGGAGAAGUUCGCGCGGCUCAUGGGCGUGCCCUUCCGCUUCCGCGCCGUGCACCACUCCGGGGACCUCGCGGAGCUCGACCUCGACGCGCUCGACCUCCGCGAGGGCGGCGCCACCACCGCGCUCGCCGUCAACUGCGUCAACUCGCUGCGCGGCGUGGUUCCCGGCAGGGCCCGCCGGCGCGACGCGUUCGCGGCGUCGCUCCGCCGGCUGGACCCGCGGGUCGUCACCGUCGUCGAGGAGGAGGCGGACCUGGUGGCGUCCGAUCCCGACGCGUCGUCGGCGACGGAGGAAGGCGGCGACACGGAGGCGGCGUUCCUCAAGGUGUUCGGCGAGGGCUUGCGCUUCUUCUCGGCGUACAUGGAUUCGCUCGAGGAGAGCUUCCCCAAGACGAGCAACGAGAGGCUGGCAUUGGAGAGGGGAGCAGGGCGCGCCAUCGUCGACUUGGUCUCGUGCCCGGCGUCGGAGUCGAUGGAGCGGCGGGAGACGGCGGCGUCGUGGGCGCGGCGCAUGCGGUCGGCCGGGUUCUCUCCGGUGGCAUUCAGCGAGGACGUCGCCGACGACGUGCGAUCGCUGCUGCGCCGGUACAGGGAAGGGUGGUCGAUGCGCGAGGCCGGCACGGACGACUCGGCGGCCGGAGCCGGCGUCUUCCUCGCGUGGAAGGAGCAGCCUCUGGUGUGGGCAAGCGCGUGGCGGCCAUGAUCGGAUCGUCGUGAUCGAUGGAUCAAAGCUCACCGGUGAGUGGAACAGCAUGGAAGAAAAGAGCUCCAUAGCUAAGCAAGCACGCAUGCAUAUCCACCAUGCAUGGGGUAAGCUAGCAAGCUCUCUCGUGUGUGUCACGAUCGACAUUAAUGGCGGCUCACACAAAGGCAUGUAGGGUUUUGAAACAGCGUAGGAAGCUACAGAAAUGGAUCACGUACGUACGUACACAUUGGGUUGCAGCGAUCGAGGAGGGAGAUGAUAGUUUUAGUUCCUAGAUUUGCAUCCAUUUUUAUUCAUCGAUCGCCAACAAGUUCUUGGCGAGAAGAUGAUUUUGAUUUGCUUGCUUCCAUCUUCUUGUUUAUUUUUCCCCCUUUCGUUUGUGUUUCUUCUUAAUUUGUAAGGGUUAACGACAUUUUUCUUCACUCUGGAGAAAUUUUACGUGCAUGGUUUUUAUCAUGCGUACCUGCAUCGAUCUGAUCAUA